Messenger RNA from Corapipo altera (White-ruffed manakin), 1072 nucleotides. RefSeq names its product forkhead box I2 (gene FOXI2). The transcript is spliced from 3 exons. The record is from RefSeq and is a predicted model, not a curated record. The coding region runs from base 1 to 657 and encodes 218 amino acids. Lineage: Eukaryota; Metazoa; Chordata; Aves; Passeriformes; Pipridae. Gene Ontology annotation, biological process: cell differentiation; regulation of transcription by RNA polymerase II; anatomical structure morphogenesis. Gene Ontology annotation, molecular function: RNA polymerase II cis-regulatory region sequence-specific DNA binding; DNA-binding transcription factor activity, RNA polymerase II-specific.
AUGCACCCCUUCGGGCCGCCCGGGCCGCCGCCGCCGCUCGCCCGGGACCUGCUGGAUGCCGCGGGAUGCUCCGCUCCCUUCCCGGCGCCCCGGCCCCCCGCGCAUCCCGCCGCCAGCCCGUCCCUGUGGCCGGGCGGCCCCUGCUCCCCGUGCCCGCCCGCCGGGGCGGUGCUGCCGCCGGGCCCCGCGGGUGCGGGCCGAGGGUGGCCGGGGGUGUCCCCGCUAUCCCCGCUGUCCCCGCUGUCCCCGGCCCGGCCGCCCUACUCGUACUCGGCGCUGAUCGCCAUGGCCCUGCACAGCGCGCCCGGCCGCCGCCGCACCCUCAGCCAGAUCUACCAGUUCGUGGCGGAGAACUUCCCCUUCUACCGGCGCGGCAGGGCCGGCUGGCAGAACUCCAUCCGACACAACCUCUCCCUCAACGACUGCUUCAGGAAGGUGCCGCGGGACCAGGACGACCCGGGCAAAGGCAACUACUGGACCCUCGACCCCAACUGCGAGAAGAUGUUCGAUAACGGGAAUUUCAGGAGGAGGAGGAGGCGGCGGGCGGAGGGGGCCGGAGCGGCGGAGGCGGCCGGGGGCGGCGGCGGGGGCGCGGGGGUGGCGUGUCCCCCUGGCCCCGAUGCCACCCUGUAUGGCCGCGCCGGGGGCCAGCCCUGACUGGAGCCCCCCGGGCGCACCCAGGUGCACUGAGGCACGAGAGAGGAGUAUUUUUGUAACGUGUAAAUGAUACGAAGUUCUAGAUGCAACUUUUUGGGCUGAGCUCUGUAUUUUCACCUUGAGACUGUUUCUCCUGGGACAAUAUCCCAUUGCAGGACCCUGGAAAUGCAGGAAAACACAAAAAUGAGAAGCCCAGGAGGCUGCAGGUGCUUCAAGCUUUCCCAGAAAAGCCUUUGUUAGUUCACCUGGGUCCUGCUUUGGGGAAAUCCAUGGACAGCUCAGUGAAAGGAUCCCACUCCACUGCCAGAACCUUUCUUCAGAGACUGUUUAAGGUGAUGAUUCAAUGUGUACAUGGAGGCCAUCAUUUGUAUUUCUUUGUGCUCCUUUUGUUCUCUAAUUCUACUUUUGUGUCUUG